This is a messenger RNA of Acaulospora colombiana, 1137 nucleotides long. The record is from the annotation of a GenBank genome assembly. Lineage: Eukaryota; Fungi; Glomeromycota; Glomeromycetes; Diversisporales; Acaulosporaceae.
AUGUUAGCCCGUAUCAAAUUGACCUACAAGGAGAUAAAGGAUUCGAUAUUGGAAAUCGAUGAUGAAAAGCUGACGGUGGAUAAUUUGCGUAGCUUAAAGAAUUAUGCACCAAAUUCUGAUGAAAUUGAAUUGGUAAGGGAAUAUGAUGGGGACUUUACGAUGUUGGGCAACGCUGAAAGAUAUUUUAAAGAAAUAAUGGGUAUACCCAGAUUAUCAGAGAGGUUGGAGUGUAUGAUAUAUCGGCGAAGAUUUGAGAUGGAAAUUGAAGAGUUGAAGCCGGAAAUGGAGGUAUUGCACGAAGUUUAUAUUGAGCUUAAAGAAUCAGUCAAGUUCAAGAGAUUACUGAAGAUCCAAGAAACUAAAGCAUCGGAUAACAAUUCCAAGGGAACCGCGACUCUGCUUCAUUAUUUAGCAUUGACGUUAGAAGAUUUACAAAAAGAUUUAUUAUCAUUUAUGGACGAGCUAAAACAUCUUGAGGCCGCCGCGCGAGUAUCCGUGGCUGCUGUAGUGGGCUCUGUCGCAUCGUUAGUAAGCGGAAUGGAAUCAAUAAAGGAAGAAAUAAAAGUAUUGAAAAAUCUCAAGUCGUCUCAGGAAAAUGACAAUUUUUGUGAAGUAAUGGAGGACUUUAUUAAAAAAUUCGAGCCGACCAUUGAAAGCCUAAAAGAAUUUACAGCGAAACUAGAAGAAGAGUUGAAACAACUGUUAAUUUAUUAUGGAGAAGAUCCGACGACGACGAAACCGGAAGACUUCUUUGGAAUGAUUCUUUCUUUCGGCAAAUCAUUGGCUGUAGCGAGGCACGAGAACGAAAAGGCGAGGAAAAGGGCAGAAAAAGAGAGGCAAAAAGAAAAUAGUCUUCAGUCCCGUACGUCAUCACGAAGACCAUCAGAUACAUCAAGUAUAACAUCAGCAUCUUCAAUAUCAGGAAAGUGUGAUUUUGAUGAUACAAUCCGAGAUUUAAGAUCGGGACUCAAGAAAACUCGAUCAAGACCUGUGUCAAAAGUUUUUAUGGACUUACAAGUUGAAGUUGUGGUCCAAAGUAGUGGUCAUGUUAGGGGAGCUAGUAACGCCUCUCAUCAUCGUGGAGCUAGCGGUAUACAACACAUUCGCGUUAAUAGUACACUUUUGCACCCCUCCGUG